This is a messenger RNA of Cladophialophora immunda, 996 nucleotides long. RefSeq lists its product as uncharacterized. The coding region runs from base 70 to 861 and encodes 263 amino acids. Gene Ontology annotation, cellular component: kinetochore; Mis6-Sim4 complex. The transcript has a single exon. NCBI's taxonomy places the organism in Eukaryota, Fungi, Ascomycota, Eurotiomycetes, Chaetothyriales, Herpotrichiellaceae. Gene Ontology annotation, biological process: chromosome segregation. The record is from RefSeq and is a predicted model, not a curated record.
CGAGAAGGCAUUCAGCCAAAAGAAUCAGCGGCUUCAGGAUAAGAAACCGCCAUCAUCAUAACGAACGCCAUGCCACCCCACACACCCUCCGAGUCAGAAAUCCUCACAUCGUACCUCCUCCACCCGUCACCGCUCCCGACAAUCCUGCCGUACAAAUCCUUCCUGGCACUUGUCCCUCCCAGCGCGUCGUCCUCUGCACGACAGCACCCGACCGAGCUGAAGCGACUGUACCGAGACCUGCAGUUUCAGAGGGACAUUGUCAUUGACGACGUGAGACGACGGAUCGAAGACGAGCGUCGUCGCAGCGUCGAACUCACAGCGCGGCUGGGGAGGCAGAUUCGCCGGGAGGAGGAGGGAUUGAGGAGGGGCAGGAAGCGGAAAAGGAAGGAGGGUAGCGCUCGCGGCGACGACGGUGACGACGGCGACGACGAUGAGAAGUCAGAUAGUGACGUCGAUAAGGAGGAACAGGAGACACAAUUCGACACGGCGCUCCACGACGGACGAGCGCUCGGCAACACGCUGCCCACCGCGACCGCAAAGCACAACCAUACAACCACCACACUCCUCGCUGCAAUGGCCACCGCCGGUGAGGACCUCACCGCCGAGAUCGCAGACCUGGAGGCCCAGAUCGACGCGCUGCGCACGCAGGCCAAGGACACCAUUGGGAACCUGAGUGACUUGCGAUACGGACGGUUUGCCAUGUCGAGCGGGCGGAUGAGCGGAGACCGGAAGAGCAGCGGCACAACCACCACGCACACCGACACUGCCAAAACCAGGGACGAGCUGCUGGACGAGUUCAAAGACGAUAUGGUAGCUGCAAUCAAGGGGUUGAAAGAUAACCUGGUGAAGGCAAUGUCGUAAGGGCAGACACGCGAAGAUUCGGGAGAGGUCAAAGGAGAUCGGAAAAGAAUCAUGUUCGUGAGGUCCAUAACUACGCUGUUUCAUGAAGUAGAGUGACUGGGCAAGCACCAGCUCAGGACCACGUCUUGGUUUCCA